GACACUUUCUUCUUCUUCGCAUUCAUUCAGCUGGCUCUCGCACUGACACGCGUUGCUUUUUGACGGUUUUUUAUAUGGGCUACUUUUAGUACAACAACAAGGUGAAAACGGAAAGUAGUUUUGAGACUGGUUACGAGUUUCCACAAGGAUCGACAGUGCCACAGAAAUAUUAAGUCAGCAAUCAAUAUGUCUAUCAAUUUGCGCACCGUUUACGCUUUUGCGAGAGAAAUGUACCCAAAACUUUCAAAGGAAACCAUUCAAUACGGAACAGCUGGGUUUCGCGGCAAAGCCGAGUUCUUGGAUAGCGUUAUGUUCCGUAUGGGCGUGCUGGCCACCCUACGUUCCCGGUUUAAGGAGGGCGCUGUCAUUGGCGUAAUGAUUACAGCGUCACAUAAUCCGGAGCCCGACAAUGGCGUUAAACUGAUCGAUCCGAAGGGUGAAAUGUUGGAUCACAGCUGGGAGAAGAUAGCCACAGAUUUGGCCAACGUUAGCGAUCAAGAACUGGAGCAGCAUGUAUCUAAAAUAAUUAAGGACAAUGAAAUCGAUAUUAACUCAAGCUCCUGUGUCUACGUGGGCAUGGACAAUCGCUAUCAUAGUCCACGUUUGCUCAAAGCAGUGGCGGAUGGUGUCAUCGCACUGAAGGGAAAUGUGCGGGAAUUCGGCAUAGUCACAACGCCAAUGAUGCACUUCUUCGUAGUGGCUUCCAACACAAAGGAGGUGUAUGGCAAGCCCACAGAGGAGAGCUACUACGAGAAGCUCAUUUCCGCUUUUGAGAAACUCCGCAAUGGCCAGCUAGAGAAUGGCAAGUAUCGCAAUCGUCUGAUCUUCGAUGGAGCAAACGGAGUUGGUGCUAGAAAAAUGCUGCAGUUCAUCAAGCGCAUGAAUAAUUCCCUUGAUGUGACGGUUAUAAAUCAAGGUAUUGGGCCGGGCAAGAUUAACGAGGAGUGCGGUGCAGAUCAUGUCAAGGUGCAACAAAGGCCUCCAGUCUGCAUGCCAAUCGUAGAACCCUUUACGCGUUGUGUCAGCGUCGACGGCGAUGCUGAUCGUGUGAUCUACUUCUUCACCGAUGAAACGGGACAAUUCAAGCUUCUCGACGGCGACCGCAUUGCCACCCUAGUAGCCGGCUACCUGAUGGAUUUAGUUCAAAGUUGCGAGCUCGACCUGAGAUUGGGCUUAGUGCAGACGGCCUAUGCCAAUGGCGCAUCCACAGAUUACAUUGUCAACGAUUUGAAGGUGCCCGUUUCCUGUGUGCCAACAGGUGUUAAGCACUUGCACCACAAGGCACUGGAAUAUGAUAUUGGCGUAUACUUUGAAGCCAACGGCCACGGCACCGUUGUGUUCAGCGAUAGUGCUAAAGCAACGAUUAGCGAAGCAGCCAAGACGAAACCCCAGGCGCAGACUCUACUGCAGGUCAUAGAUCUGAUUAAUGAAACUGUCGGCGAUGCCAUCUCGGAUAUGCUGUUGGUGGAGACGAUUCUGAAUCAAAAGGGCUGGGAUGUUAAAGACUGGAUUUCAAGCUAUACCGACCUGCCAAAUCAACAGCUAAAGAUUCAAGUUCAGGAUAGAAAUGUUAUCAAGACCACAGACGCGGAACGUGUGUGUGUAAAGCCGGAGGGACUACAAGAUGAAAUUAACCAGGUCGUUGCAAAUUAUAAACGUGGACGUGCAUUUGUGCGUCCAUCCGGCACAGAGGAUGUGGUACGCGUAUACGCCGAGGCUUCCACAAAAGAAGAUACACUUCAGCUAGCGUACGAGGUGGGACGAUUGGUGCAAAAACUUGCAGGCGGCGUCGGACCGGAAUUAGUUAAUCCAAGCAAUAAUGCUCACUUGUAGUCAAUAUUUAUAGGGAAGGCUUGCGUGCUUAGGCAUAAUCUCACAGAAUCGCAUUUAACCGGCGUGCUUAAUUGGUAGUCUUCAUUUUACAUACUACUUUGGAGAAUAUGUAACUAGUAUGUUUAAUUUUUACACCGCCUUAAAGUAUACACACUUUCAGUCACGUAAAAUGAUGCAUUUAUAAUAUAGUAAUAAUCCCAAAAGUGAUUUAUUAGUUAUGUUUUACAAAAGAAAACAGACUAAAAAUUCUCAAAUUAGAUUUUUUAUAUGAUUUACAACUGUUAAAAAUUGUCAGAAUUGCAUCGAAGUAAUUUUUAAAAGAAAGGUCGGGGUGCUUAACUAUAUGUCUGUUCCUAUUCUAAAGUACUUUAACACUCAGUCAUAUAUCCAUGUAAACCUCUUUAACUGCAAUAUGUAUUAUUACAAAUGUGUUGUGGAGACAAUUCGAGAGAUUUUAUAUUCUUGCCAGAAUAAAAAAGUACGGAGACUGUUAUCACAAUAUUGUGACUGUCACAACUAUAUUUUAUAUGCUUUAUGGUUUACUCAUAUUUAUCAAGGUUUACAUAUACUUACAUAUCGCUAGAAGUGCUUCCCCUAGUAUCCUGUA
Messenger RNA from Drosophila hydei, 2440 nucleotides. RefSeq names its product phosphoacetylglucosamine mutase (gene nst). The transcript has 3 exons. Lineage: Eukaryota; Metazoa; Arthropoda; Insecta; Diptera; Drosophilidae. The coding region runs from base 187 to 1833 and encodes 548 amino acids. Gene Ontology annotation, biological process: UDP-N-acetylglucosamine biosynthetic process; carbohydrate metabolic process. The record is from RefSeq and is a predicted model, not a curated record. Gene Ontology annotation, molecular function: phosphoacetylglucosamine mutase activity; magnesium ion binding.